Lemur catta (Ring-tailed lemur) is the source of this 1413-nucleotide messenger RNA. RefSeq names its product spindle and kinetochore-associated protein 3-like. Bases 80 to 1321 code for a protein of 413 amino acids. Gene Ontology annotation, biological process: mitotic cell cycle; chromosome segregation. The record is from RefSeq and is a predicted model, not a curated record. Gene Ontology annotation, cellular component: outer kinetochore; spindle microtubule. Lineage: Eukaryota; Metazoa; Chordata; Mammalia; Primates; Lemuridae. The transcript has a single exon.
CAAAUCAGUGGCGGGAGGCUCUGAAACGUGCGUCGUGGUCUGCUGGCUCCUGGAGUGCGCCGGCCCGCUGCGCUCACCGAUGGAUCCGAUCCGGAGCUUCUGCGGGAAGCUGCGGUCUCUGGCCAGCACCCUGGACUGCGAGACGGCCCCGCUGCAGCGAGCGCUGGACAGAGAGGAAAGCGAUUUUGAAGAUUAUCCAGUGAGAAUUUUACAUGACCUUCAUUCAGAAGUCCAGACUCUAAAGGAUGAUGUUAAUAUUCUUCUUGAUAAAGCAAGAUCGGAAAGUCAAGAAAGCAUUGGUUUCAUAAAGGCAACAAAAAUAUUGAUGGAAAAAAAUUCAAUGGAUAUUAUAAAAAUAAGAGAGGUUUUCCAGAAGUAUGGAUAUAAUCCACGUGUCAAGAAAAAUUCAGUGUGUGAGCAAGAAGUCAUUGACUCUACCCCAGAGUUGUCUAACUGUGAAAUUUUUCAAAAGCCUGAUGUGAAAGAUGAUCUUUGUGAUCCUACUGUUGCAAGCAGUUCUAUUUCUGAGAAGUCUCCACGUGGUCCGCAACUUUCAGAUUUUGGACUUGAGUGGUACAUGAUAUCCCAGGUUCUACCAAAACCUUCACAGGCAGUAAACAACCAGAAGGAAGAGCCCAAAAUUAUAACUCCAGCUACCAGACAAUCACCAGUUACAGUACUAAAAACUCCAAAAUGUGCAUUAAAGAUGGAUGAUUUUGAGUGUGUAACUCCUAAAUUAGAGCACUUUGGUAUCUCCGAAUAUACUAUAUGUUUAAAUGAAGAUUAUACAAUGGGACUUAAAAAUGUGAAGAAUAAGAAAAGUGAGAAGGCCAUAGAAACAGAAUCCAUGACUAGUGAUAAUUAUUUUGCUACUCCUGGCCCCAUAAUCCAGAGGUUGGAAAAAAGUGAUGCUGAGUAUACAAAUUCUCCCUUGGCACCUACAUUCUGCACUCCUGGUUUGAAAAUUCCUUCUACAAAGAACACCACAGCUUUGGUAUCCACAAAUUAUUCACUAUCAAAAACAAAUAGUUCAUCAAAUGAUUUGGAAGUUAAAGAUUGUACUUCAAUAAUUUUAAAUUCAGACAAGUGCUUUGAGAAUUUUGCAGAUCCCUCUUCUCCUACGAUUUCUUCUUAUGAGAAUCUGCUCAGAACACCUACACCUCCAGAAGUAACUACAAUUCCAGAAGAUAUUCUCCAGAUUUUAUCAAAAUACAACUCAAACCUAGCUACUCCAGUAGCAGUUGAAGCAGUGCUACCCGGCAAAGGGUUCCUUAAAUAUGAAGGACAGAAUAUCCGAGAUGUUGGCAACAAAGAAAACUGAAAUUCUAGUGCAUUCAUCCAUUACAGAAACUGAACAGCAUGAUAUGAAACAGUUGGACUUACUUUGUUAUUCCCACUUCCCUACCUCUUUCC